Molecule: messenger RNA, 2256 nt
Organism: Nanorana parkeri
Lineage: Eukaryota; Metazoa; Chordata; Amphibia; Anura; Dicroglossidae
Gene: NCOA4
Product: nuclear receptor coactivator 4
Exons: 10
Coding region: 30-1895 (621 amino acids)
Biological process (GO): response to hormone; intracellular iron ion homeostasis
Molecular function (GO): transcription coactivator activity
Source: RefSeq, a predicted model, not a curated record
UUUUUUCCUGCGGUGCCGGUGACCGGGAUAUGGAUCUGUACCAGGAGCCAGACAUGCCAAAAGAAAUGGAUUUGAAGGAAGAACUUUCCUGUGGCCAAGAUCCGCUCUCUAAAUGUCUUCAAGCCAGAAAAGAAUUGGAAACUGCAAUCCAAGCACUACUUAAAACAGAACAACAAGUAAAGGAAAAUGGCAGAGAGGUUAAAGCCCAGAUCCAGUCUUGUGUUAGUCGUCAUCUGGAGUGCAUGCGCAGCCGGGAAAUUUGGCUCUUGGAGCAGGCUGACUUGAUUCAGCAGCUGAAGGAAGAGGCCUUGCAACAGCAAGCUCAGCAGCUGUAUUGGUUGCUGGGACAGUUCAAUUGCUUGAUUCACCAGCUAGAGACCCCUCACAGUAAUGACCUCGCCAAUCAGAUCACAGUUUGCUUAGAGAGGCUGGGCAGUCUUGCUCUGAAACCUGAAGAAACAUCCACUCUCAGUUUUGAAGCCGAUGUCCCUUCUCUCCGGAAAGCUAUUACUACAUUCGGAUCAAUUAAAACACUGGUAAGAGCAUCACGUGAAUGUAUUCUUUCCCGAUUUUUUUUUUUUUAUUUUGUCACCCAGAAUCCCUGGCUUCUCAACAAUUGUUAUGUUCCCCCAGUCGAUGAGAAACCUUAUUCUGGGGCUUUGAGCACGUCUCUAUCUGAAUGGCUGUUGGAGGACAAAGUCGCCAGCAUUUCUUCAUGCCCUGCUUUGGACAUUCCAAGCACUUCUCCACAGGAUUGGCUUCUAAAAUCUGACAUCACUGGACAUAUUGAGUGUUCAGAAAUGCCUGGACCACCCACAUUUGACAUGGAAAAAAUCUGGGGAAAGCUAGGGGAAUUGCACAAUUGGUUGCUACAGUCCCAGAACAAGGAAUCUUGUCCUGAGAAAUCUGGAUUGCGCACACGUGACAAUUCAGAGUCCAGCUCUUUCUCCUAUGAAAAAGUUGAUGACAUAGAGUUCGAUUUGGAGGAUCAGGAAGAGAUGGAUCUUUCAGAUUGGCUCAUUUCCCCAGCCACUUCUGAAGAGUCUAGCAGUGACGUGGACAAGUGGAAGCUCAUCUUUCAACCAUUUGUUCAGGACUACAGAAUUAGUGAUUGGCUCCACAAAGUAGAGUCCUGCGGUAAUUGCUGUGGUGGGAAUACAGCUGCUUUGGAAAUAGAAAAUCUUGGGAACCUUCUAUGCUUAAAUGAGCAGCUUGGAGGGAAGAAGACAUCUGUGUCCAAUAGUGAGAUGUGGCUGCUGAAGGAAUCUCGGCCUGUUUUUAAGAUGGAAGAAAUCUGUAAAGCUAACGAACCCUGCUCUACCUUCUCAGAAUGUGUUUGUGAUGAAAGCUGUGAGAAAGACGCUCUAAGGAAGUGGCUUUUGAAAAAGGAAGGGAAAGACAAAAAUGGCGUUCCUCUAAAUCCAGAUCAAAUGGCCAAAGACGAGGAACAUGAAAAGUCAAAACCUUCCCUAAAUAUGUGGCUGCAUCCAUGCAAAAGAAAUUCUGGAGACCAGGCUUGUAGCAAGAUGGAAGAAUGUAAUCCCACCAUUAGGCAUUUUAGAACAUUGCUUGAAACACCUUUGGCCGACUGGGUUGUCAAAUCCAUUACAACAGAGAAGGCAGAAAAAGAGAUGUCAGACAGUAAAUGGAAGCCAAACCCCGCAGAGCAUCCCUCUCCAUUUUACUUGCCUCUAGACACUGGUUGCUGGGUGUUGUCCUCAAAGAACAUAGAUAACGUGGAAAAGUCAGAACAGCCUGCACUGGAGGAUAAAUGGCUCUUACGUAAAAAAGCACAUGAAUAUUAUGGCCUUCCCAGUGUCUGUGACCUCUUUGCCUGCAUGAAGCUAGCAGCAGACAAGGACAAAUGGCUGCACCGCACUCCCUUGCAGAUGUGAAGCACCUUAUGAUCUCCAAACCUUGAUCAACCACGCACACAGAAAUCGUAAUGGAAAAGACUUCUCCGCUCUUCGCCUGGGUCUUUUUCCUCAGGAUUGUUUUCUUGCUCAUAACAUGUAUAGAAAUGUAACAUGUAACUUAAUCUCUAAAUUGAAACCAUUUUAUUUUUCAAUGUAAUCCUAUUUCUGGGAAAUUCCCUUUUAAUUAGCAGUAACAAGGACAGUAUUUUUAUGGUGUGGUGCUGUCAUAAUGGAGUCUGACAUUUUCUGUAUGUCUGAGAUCGCUUUUUUGUUUAAAAAAAGGCAUAUUAUGGCUGAAAACAGCACUUCAUUGUUCAUUAGGAGUAGUCUUAGCUGUGGU